AUGAAUAUGAAGGUACAAUUGCAUGCAAGUGUAAAUCCUAAUAGAGUUUGGAUCACAAAUCCUAGUUCACUCUUCCUCUUGUGUGUUGGUGGAGAUGGUGAUGGAGAGCUCUCCCCCGCCGAUGCCCGUCUCGCGAUGAUGGAGCUGGCCAACAUGAUCUCGGUCCCCAUGGCCCUCACGGCCGUCAUCCGCCUCGGCGUGCCGGCCGCCAUCUGGGCGAGCGGCGCCAACGCGCCCCUCCCCGCCACCGCCCUCCUCCCCGCCGGCCACCCGGAUCCCUCCGUCCUCGAGCGGCUCCUACGCCUGCUAACCUCCCACGGCGUCUUCUCCGAGCAUGUCGGCGCCGACGACGACGGUACACGGCGGUACGCGCUCACCUCCGUGGGCCGUACCCUCGUGCCCAACGGCCCCUCCGGUGCGUCGUAUGCCGACUACGUGCUACAGCACCACCAGGACGAGCUGGUGCAUGCGUGGCCGCGGCUCCACGAUGCCGUGCUCGACCCCGCCGGCCCGGAAUCCUUCGCCCGCGUCCACAACGGGGUCUCGGCCUACGCAUACUACGGCCAGGAGGCGACAGAGCUGAUGAUGCGGGCGAUGACGGGUGUGUCCAAGCCGUUCAUGGAGACGCUGCUCGACGGCUACGUCGGCGGGUUCGACGGGGUGGAGACGCUGGUCGACGUCGGGGGUAGCUCCGGCCUCUGCCUCGAGAUGAUCAUGCGCCGGGUCACCACCAUCCGGGAGGGCAUCAACUUCGACCUGCCCACCGUUGUCGCCGCAGCGCCGCCUAUCGCCAGAGUAAGGCAUGUUGGCGGGGACAUGAGUAAAUCCAUCCCAUCCGGCGACGCUAUCUUCAUGAAGUGGAUAUUCAUAAUAUGGACCAACGAUGAGUGCAUGUCGAUCCUCAAGAACUGCCACAAGGCGUUGCCGGAGGGCGGGAAGCUCAUUGCGUGUGAGCCAGUGGUGCCGGAGACAACUGACGCCAGCAUGAGGACGAGGGCGUUGUUGGGGCACGACAUCUUUUGCAUGGCCAACUAUCGGACCCAGGGGAGGGCACGGUGCGAGGAGGAGUUUCGGCAACUUGGCCUCGCCGCUGGCUUCAGUGGCUUCAGGGCCCUCUACCUAGACCCUUUCAUCGCCAUCCUCGAGUACCUUAAGUGA
This is a messenger RNA of Lolium rigidum, 1158 nucleotides long. Its product is annotated as nicotinate N-methyltransferase 1-like. The coding region runs from base 1 to 1158 and encodes 385 amino acids. NCBI's taxonomy places the organism in Eukaryota, Viridiplantae, Streptophyta, Magnoliopsida, Poales, Poaceae. The record is from RefSeq and is a predicted model, not a curated record. The transcript is spliced from 6 exons. Gene Ontology annotation, biological process: methylation. Gene Ontology annotation, molecular function: S-adenosylmethionine-dependent methyltransferase activity; O-methyltransferase activity.